AUGCAGGAGGACCCGAGGCCGGUCAAGUGCGAGUGGGGAUGGCUGCGUCCCCACUCGACGCCUGCCACGCUGCUCUGGCUGCAGCAAAACUACGAGGUGGCCGAAGGGGUGUGCAUCCCGAGGAACACGUUGUACCUGCACUACGUGGACUUCUGCGCACGCAACUCCAUGCAGCCGGUGAACGCCGCCAGCUUCGGAAAGAUCAUCCGGCAGCAGUUCCCGCAGCUGACCACUCGGCGCCUGGGGACGCGGGGCCAGUCACGGUACCACUACUACGGCAUCGCGGUGCGCCUCGGCUCCCUCUACUUCGAGCCUCCGUACGCAAAGGGUUCAAUCUUAGCCCUUUGUGACGCCGGAGCAGCGCUGAGCGACCGCUGCCGCGCACGCAGGGCCGACGCCGGUCACCGGCGCCAGCCGCCCCAGUGCGCGCCCAGUCGCCUGCUGCCUGAGUUCCCGCGAGUGCGCCAGCUGAUGCUGCCGGCGGGCACCGACGCCGACCAGCUAGCCGGCUUCGUGGCCAUGUACAGGGGCCAUUGUCAGCGGCUGCUGGACGAGUGCGCCCAGGAGCCCCCCGGUGGCAUGCUCCAGUGCGUGGCGCACUUCUGGCGCCGUGUGCCCGCCCACCUGGCCCCCCUGCUGGCCUCGAACUCCCUGGCCAACCUGGUGGGCAUCUGCGACGGCCUGCUGUACGCCGCCGUGGCCGACGCGCUGCUUCCCACUUACCCGCCGCCCCAGCACGACAGCAACACGUGCCGUGCCGCGCGGCUACUAUCGGAGCAGCUGGAGCCGUGGCUGGAUGCUGCGCUGGCGGGAUUCCCGGCACCGCUUCGGGCCAUCAAGCUUCACAUGUGCCGCCGGCUGUCGCAGGCACUGGAGCGCCGCUUGUCGCUGGCCAAGCUGUGGCCCGCAUGGCGAGCCACGGUUCCCGAUUGCGCCCAGCUCGACCUUGCCUCCGUGAGCACCGAGGCAGCGGCGCACAGUCCCCGACCGGGCACACCCUCGGCGCGCUUCGUGUACGCCCGCGUCCACGAGCUCUGCGCGCUGCUGGGCUCGGACGAGCAGGCGUUGUUUGGCUGGCUCGAGGCCCUGGUGGAACGCAGCGUGGCGUCACCCAGCGCCGCCAGCGCCGCCUGUGCCGCGGGACCCAUGGCGCGUCACUUCCUGGCCGUGUGGUGCGCGGCGGGCGCCGAGGCCGAGCGGCAGCUGCCAGUAUUGCGGCCGCUGCGCGCGCUGCUGGACGAGUGGGUGCGGAUGCUGCUAGAGCGCCUGCUGGCAGACGCCCUGCUGCGACAGCUGCUCGACAACGUCGCCAACGACGCGCCGCCCGAAGCCUGCUGCAUCGAUGGCCUGCUGCUUGAGCCUGCCGUUUAUACAUGACCCACAUCCACACCCACCCCCUGCCAGUGAUGGCCUCAAGAGAAGAAACUGCUGUGAUGCCCUUUAUUGCAGUAAUCCAGAAAACAAUGCUAAGCUUGAUGCAUGCACAGCGGAUACUUGCCACAAACAUAUGCAUCAUUAUGACGACAUGUGAGGAUGUGGCCCACCUAGCCGAGCAAGCACCAAGGAAUGGAAAAUAUCAACCCAUUUUAUGCAAUUCCAUCGAUACCAUGACUCGUUGGUGCUAAAUAAAAUCUCAACUCUUCACAUAGCAUUGCAAACCAAUGUUCCAAAGUGACUGUGCCAAGAACACUGUCUGCAAGUUGUUAGUGGACACUCGCCACAAGCAUGUGCAUCAUUAUGACAUGUGAGGAUGUGAUCUACUUAGCCGAGUAAGCACCAAGGCAU
Messenger RNA from Rhipicephalus microplus (southern cattle tick), 1785 nucleotides. RefSeq names its product transcription factor RFX4. Gene Ontology annotation, molecular function: RNA polymerase II cis-regulatory region sequence-specific DNA binding; DNA-binding transcription factor activity, RNA polymerase II-specific. NCBI's taxonomy places the organism in Eukaryota, Metazoa, Arthropoda, Arachnida, Ixodida, Ixodidae. Gene Ontology annotation, biological process: regulation of transcription by RNA polymerase II. The record is from RefSeq and is a predicted model, not a curated record.